GGCCUCGGAGCUGGACGUUUUGUUGCUGUUUUUUUUUUUUAAAUGGAGGAUGAAGUUGUCGGGAGGAUUGAACAACGAACGACAGAGUAACUACCAUCAGGACUGUGCUUCUUCCACUUCAAAGCUGCAGCUCGAGGCUAGCAGAGGAGUCCAGUGUUUUCCACUGUCAAACACUUACCAGAUGACCAUCCUUGUGUCAACCCUGAUUCAGAGCAAAGCUAAGUUGCAGGUAAAGUGUCUGUGUGUAAUUAUGUUCCUGAGCUUCCCUCUGACUAUGGCUGAGGUCCCUGGUCCAUGCAGACACUCCAUCACGAGGGAGCACCUGCUGACAGUCAGGCAUCUGAUGGACAACCAGUUGAGAAGCGGGUGCUCAAUAACCUACACAUUCAUAGAACGGAGAAGUUUGAGCAAAUGUUGCUUUGUAAAAGCUGCUUUACCUUGGAUCCUGGAGCUCCUCACCACCCACUUCAAAUACAGUCGGGGUUCAGUCAAUGAUGGCUACGUUCAGACCCUGAGAGCGCUCAUCCUCAACAUCUACUCUCAGAAAUGUGUGCCUCAGAUCAAUGAAGAGGUGGAGGACAAGCCAGAGAGUUUUGAGAUGCUCUACAGAGGGUCGACUUCAGAGGCGCUGCAGAGGGCUUCGGAGGUGCUCUCUGUGUACUGGGAGCUGAUGACAACGAGUGAUGCACCAGUAGACUGGACAUGCCAGCAGGAAUACACAGAAACCUUUGGCUCUACCACAGACCUAUACACAGAGUCACCCACACUUUAUUUUACAGAAAAUUAUGGUAGGAACUCGGUGAAUGCCUCACAGAGAAGACCAGUCGCAGACCUGUACAAGCUUGGCUUCAUCAUUGUCUCCAUCUGCGGAGGACUGCUGUUCGUACUCAUUCUCUACUGUCUCAUCACACAAAAGAGAACUCACAACCGUCACAGAUCAAGAUCAUACACAAACUCAAGCAGCAACCUGCAGGACAUGGAGAUGGAGCCACAAUAAAAUAACACAGGGCACAUCGCUGCAGCAGCAGAUGGAGCACUUGUGAAGCUGCACAUUUAAUCCAUCAUGACCAAGUUUUCAUAUCAGUAUUUGUGUGUGUGUAAUAUGUCAUGCUCACCUAUUUAAUCAGAAGCUUGGCUUUGACUGAGAGCAAAGAUGGGCCUUAUUUGGAAUAAUAAUGUAUAUUAUGUUUAUGCGUAAUGUAUUACAGAUAUCUUUUCACUAAAAAAGUUUUAUUUUUACACUAGUUAUGUAUGUUGAAUAAUGUGUCUCCAUUUGCUACCACUUAACCAACUGUUUGUAACAUUUCCACAAGUUAUUUAUUAGUCUCACUCUAUUCAAUCACCGAAUUGAUAAUAAAGGUUCCAUCACUACCAAAUCCAAACUA
Molecule: messenger RNA, 1385 nt
Organism: Plectropomus leopardus (leopard coralgrouper)
Lineage: Eukaryota; Metazoa; Chordata; Actinopteri; Perciformes; Serranidae
Gene: csf1b
Product: colony stimulating factor 1b (macrophage)
Cellular component (GO): membrane
Molecular function (GO): cytokine activity; growth factor activity
Source: RefSeq, a predicted model, not a curated record